CGGAGAAAGAUCGACGGCUGCCUGUCCUAGGGAAGCGGCACAACGCGCAUGGCGACCGGCGAGUGACGACGUUGGGCCGGAGUGACUGGCGAGAUGGUCGAAGGCAACGGCUCGACGCUGUUGCUGCCGAGGUCGAGCAAAGAUCACAAGAAGUAUGACGGCGACAUGAUCGCAGACAGGUCGCCCCUUGUUAUCCUCAAAGCCUAUGCGAGGCAACUGCUGCAAUCACCCAGUCGGACGGCUCUGUACCUGUUCGUGGGCUCGAUGGCGACCUGGCUCAUCCUGUUCCGGCCGUUCGACGAAGGCGAACAGCCCAUCUCAUUCUUGAGCAGCAAGGACAUCAGCGCACCUGAGAAAGAUGCAAGCAAUUGGGGCGAUUGGGUCGCUCAGGGCAAGGGCAGACAGAAGAUGCUCGAGUCCUCUCACCCCGACUUUCACGGGCUGGGGGAUGACUACAAGGUCAUCGGGCUCGGGGACUCGUCCGAGAUCUUCUACAACGCCGUAGGGCAAGCACAUCGCGCAAGACGGCCUAUCGCAGGCCUGCAUUUCUCCAGUGACGCUACUUUUGAUGCCAAGCGGUUCAACGAAGAACGGCACGGUACCUUUGGCGGUCAGCACGUCGAGUGGGAUUCCGGUAUCGCCGGCCUGGGCGAGUACCUGGGUUCCGUCGACAUGCGAAAGAUCUCUGCGCUUUCGCCUGCACAGAAAGAGCGACUACAGAGCAAGGGCGUCGAGACCGAGAAAUGGUCUGCCGGACCUGACAUUGAAGCCCGUCACAAGGCUGCAGUCGCACAUCACCUCGAGAAUGCAUGGACGUAUGGCAAAGUCGAAGAAGAACUGGCGGUCGCCAAGAGAUUGGCAGAUGCAAAGACGCCCGCAGAACUCAAAAAGCUACCCGUCUAUGAGCGCAUGGCGACCGCCUCGCCCGAUAAGAAGGCCGCAGUAGCAGAGGGCUGGGCGAGAAUCUACGGCGCGUUUGCAGGCGACGGCAAGAAGUCUGCAUUACACGCAAGCAUCGAGAAGCUCGUCAGAAGGAGUCCCAUCGUCGUCUUCAGCAAGACCACAUGCCCAUAUUCUGCGCGAGCUAAAGCCAGUCUCGCCAAUCUCAAGCUGUCCCCUCCUCCGACCAUCAUCGAAGUAGAUCUGAGACCGGACAGCGCCAAUCUCAAAUCGCUGCUCGGCCGGUUGACUUUGCACAACACGUUCCCCAACAUCAUUAUAGGCUCCCGCUCCAUCGGCGGCUCUGACGACUUGCAAGCUCUCCUGAGCAGCGGACAGUUUCAGUCCUUGGUCGCAGAAGUGAACGUCUCGAUGGAAUGAUGUACACGCAUAUGUAUGGGCUGUAUAGACCACUGUCGCUCUGGCGUGCCCGUAAACUUUAAUUCCAACAAGGGGCGACGUC
Mixia osmundae IAM 14324 is the source of this 1402-nucleotide messenger RNA. RefSeq lists its product as uncharacterized. Gene Ontology annotation, biological process: cellular response to oxidative stress. Bases 94 to 1320 code for a protein of 408 amino acids. Gene Ontology annotation, molecular function: glutathione disulfide oxidoreductase activity. The record is from RefSeq and is a predicted model, not a curated record. NCBI's taxonomy places the organism in Eukaryota, Fungi, Basidiomycota, Mixiomycetes, Mixiales, Mixiaceae. Gene Ontology annotation, cellular component: cis-Golgi network; cytoplasm; Golgi lumen. The transcript has 4 exons.